Messenger RNA from Closterium sp. NIES-67, 647 nucleotides. The record is from the annotation of a GenBank genome assembly. Lineage: Eukaryota; Viridiplantae; Streptophyta; Zygnematophyceae; Desmidiales; Closteriaceae.
UGAGAGCUGGUCAGAGACCAAACUCCCAGCAACUACGAUCUACCUACAAUCUGCAAUUCAACGACUUCAUUAAUUACAAGCCAUGGACAGCAAGGGCAAGAAGACCUCUACGAGCUCACCCAGCGCCCAAGACAUUCAACCCGGCAACUCUGGAUUACAUACUUCAGGACUGCAAACCGAGACCAGCGCUGCUCAAGAAACAACAGGAAGAGCACCGGAAAUGGUGACCCCAUCACCCUCUUCAAGCGUGGAUCCGAACUUUAUGGAAAGGUUCUUCAGCUUCAUGUCGCACUUUGACCAGCAGCAGCAGACAAGGACACCUGCGCAUUCAAGACAGAGCAACGGAGGAAACAUGGGAUUAGCGCCGAUGAGCCUCGACAAUUCAUCGUUCAAGCGACACAAUCAAGCGCCUACCUUUGCGCCUUAUCACUCUUUACCGGGGACGUUCGAGUUCAUGCCGCCCCGCGCAGUUUUCACACGUGAUUAAACUGCAGACAUCAUUACCAUUCAACGGACAUGAUUUCUUUACCUGGAGUUUUGAGUUCGAGCUGCUGACGGAGGCUGCGCAUCUCUUGGGAUACUUCAACGGGUCCCUGCCAUUCCCAAGCAACGGCACUGCAAAAGAGCAACAAAUAUUUACUUAUCAG